CACGUUAAUAAAUAAUCACAAUAUUGAGGGCAACUUUACCAUUAUGUGUGAAUGAUAUUUAUCCAUCUCCAUUUUCGACCGCAAAAUCAUUUCAUUUCCACAUAGCCGAUGGUUUCUACCCAUCUUCACUACAUUUUUUCUUCAAAAAAAUUUCAAAGAAAUAUCCAAAUUUCUCAGCUCCGAUUCUUCCUCCAAAGAAAUUUAUCUUCAGUAUAACAAUUGGGUACCUUGUCGACUGCUUAGAAUUCUCGGAGGCGUUCGGCGUUGAAGCCAAUGAAUGCUGCGCCUAAGAGAAAUGAUUCAAUAAUUUCAUCAACAGCUACCAUCGUGGCUCUUGAGGUAACAGAGAAAGUUGAGGCAGCAGACUUUGAGAAAUUGGCUAAGGAGCUUCAAAUUCCUUCUCCUCUUGAGAUUAUGGACAAAGCACUUGAGAAAUUUGGGGAUGACAUUGCUAUUGCGUUUAGGAAGCAAAAUAUUGAGCAACAGAGAAAAAAUUUACCAAUUGCUGAAGGUUGACACAGUGGCAUACCAGUUAUCGAUGUUGAAAGACAUGUUUCUAAAUGGGAUGAACGUCUUAUCACUUUUCUCUAGGAUUGGCGGUGCUGCAGCUGCUCUUCACCGUCUGGGGAUUCGACUGAAUAAUGUGGUCUCUGUGGAAAUAUCUGAAGUCAACAGGAACAUUGUGAGAAGCUGGUGGGAGCAAACCAAUCAGAGAGAGAAUCUCAUAGAUUUUGAUAAUUUGCAGCAGUUGAGAGAACUUGCUGGUGCUUUUGCUGGAGGAGAUAUAGGUGCAGCAACAACAGGUGUAGUGGGAGCAGCAGCUGGAGCAGAUGCUGGCGUAACAGGAACAGCUGUAGGUGGAGCCAAGGCUGGUGCUGUAGCUGGAGCAGGUAAUAUUUUAUACCACCAGAAGCUCCAGUCAGUAAUAUUUUAUACCAUCAGAAGCUCCAGUCAGUACUGGUACUUACAGAGGAUGAGAGAGAUCCAUACAAAUACCCAAUCAAGGCCAAUAUCAGAUCAGCCUUAUGCUGGCUUGUUCAUGGUUGUCAGCCAGGAGAGGCCAUGGCACACGAGUACAAGACCUGGACAGUGAUGAGAUUGACGGGCACGAUGAAUCACUAUGCCCUGUUGAUUAUGAGACAGAAGGGAGAAUACUAAUGCUUGAUGUAAUGAAACUUCACAUUAAGUAAUGGUAAAAGUAGUAUGUCAAAUGUCUUCAAGCAGGGAUGGAUAUUUUAUGUGGGCAGACCAUCGAAUCAGCUCAUACAAAGGCACCAGAGGAGGAAUAGCUAUCUCUAUCAGCACUUGUGACGACCAUCAAAAUUCUGGAGAUACAACGGCUUUCACAGGCGUUCCAACGGGUGCGGUGACUUAUAGUCUCAUCCAAACAUUGGAGCAAGAGACUAAAUUGGCGUAUGGAAGCUUACUCAUGAGUAUGCAGAAUAAGAUUCAUGAAGCACAGACUUAGCUCUUCAUGAAAAAAGUAAAAAAGGUGGUUGUUUUUGGCUUUGACAUUUGAUUUUCAUCAUAGGCGUGUUAACAUCUAUAUGUGUCAAUGGUAUCAACAUUUCACAACAAUCCAACUACUUUACCAAUAGGUGUUUCAUUGUGAGCUCGGGAGAUUGAUCACAGCAACAACUGCAUCCGCUAUUGUAGAAUUUAUAAAUAUUAUCUCUAGCAAUGUAAAUAGCCAACAAUCACUAUAAUAUGUAAAUAUGAGCAUCUGGUAGUCUGUUAUUUCCAUGAUUGUGUAAUACAUACAUUUGAACUCAUUUUCAUCAAUUGAUCCAAUCAAACGGAAUAGUCUAUUGCUGUUA
Messenger RNA from Capsicum annuum, 1817 nucleotides. RefSeq lists its product as uncharacterized. The record is from RefSeq and is a predicted model, not a curated record. NCBI's taxonomy places the organism in Eukaryota, Viridiplantae, Streptophyta, Magnoliopsida, Solanales, Solanaceae. Gene Ontology annotation, cellular component: nucleus. Gene Ontology annotation, molecular function: DNA (cytosine-5-)-methyltransferase activity. The transcript has 9 exons. Bases 443 to 1093 code for a protein of 216 amino acids.